Messenger RNA from Euleptes europaea (tarantolino), 1711 nucleotides. It is a transcript of the gene HYCC1, whose product is annotated as hyccin PI4KA lipid kinase complex subunit 1. Gene Ontology annotation, biological process: phosphatidylinositol phosphate biosynthetic process; protein localization to plasma membrane. The coding region runs from base 32 to 1576 and encodes 514 amino acids. NCBI's taxonomy places the organism in Eukaryota, Metazoa, Chordata, Lepidosauria, Squamata, Sphaerodactylidae. Gene Ontology annotation, cellular component: plasma membrane. The record is from RefSeq and is a predicted model, not a curated record. The transcript is spliced from 10 exons.
AGGUUAGAAACUGCAGAACAAAUGUUGGAAGAUGUUGGCUGUGGAUACAGGGAUUGUAGAAGAAUGGUUAUCGGAAUUCAAGACAGCACCAGAAGCAUCCAUACCAAGCUAUGCUAAAAAUCUGAAAAACAAGAGUUCUCUGGUUUCAUCUUUAUACAAAGUUAUUCAGGAUCCACAGAGUGAGUUGCUGGAGCCAGUCUGUCAUCAGCUGUUUGAGUUCUAUCGUAGUGGUGAGGAACUGCUUCUACAAUUCACACUGCAGUUUCUUCCAGAAUUGAUGUGGUGCUAUCUUGCUGUUUCUGCAAGCAAAGAUCUACAAAGCAGUGGGUGCAUAGAAGCACUUCUUCUAGGAGUUUACAAUUUGGAAAUAGUUGACAGACAGGGGCACAGUAGGGUAUUAAGUUUUACAAUUCCAUCCUUAUCUAAACCUUCAGUAUAUCAUGAACCUUCCAGUAUUGGCUCAAUGGCUCUUACUGAGGGUGCUUUAUCUCAGCAUGGGUUAUCCAAGGUUGUGUAUAGUGGACCUCAUUUGCAGAGAGAGAUGUUGACAGCACAAAACAGGUUUGAAGUAUUGACAUUGCUUUUGUUGCGAUACAAUGCUGCCUUAAGUUAUAUGCCUGCAAUUUCUCUUCAGUCAUUAUGUCAGAUCUGCUCAAGGAUAUGUGUUUGUGGGUAUCCUCGGCAACAAGUGAGGAAAUACAGAGGCAUAAAUAGCAGGAUUCCAAUUUCUUCUGAGUUCAUGGUGCAAAUGCUAACUGGAAUUUAUUAUGCUUUUUAUAAUGGAGAAUGGGACCUGGCUCGAAAAGCAAUGGAUGACAUUUUAUACAGAGCACAACUGGAGCUGUAUCCAGAACCACUAUUGGUUGCUAAUGCAAUAAAAGCAUCAUUACCUCAAGGUGCCAUAAAAUCUAGUAAAGAAGGAACAAAAUGCAUUCAGGUUGAAAUUACACCUACUGCAUCUAGAAUAUCAAGAAAUGCAGUGACUAGUAUGUCUAUUCGAGGACAUAGAUGGAAAAGGCAUGGUAAUGAACUAGGAAUUCCAGAAGAAGAAUUGAUAGAAGUAUCUGAAAUUGAUGAAGGUUUUUACUCUAGGGCUACUUCUGCCACAAGUCAUUCUGCUUUAUCGAACAGCAGCAACACCACUAACAAGCCUCUGACAGGCAAGAGUCAGCGAAGGUCUGGAGGAAGCAAAGUUGGGGUGAAAGAAAAAGAAGCUGUUGGUGAAUCCUACAAAGAACACUUGUCUCGUAAACAAAGCCAGAGAGCAAUGAGUGAGAAUCUAGAGCUUCUGUCUUUAAAGAGACUGACCCUGACUAGUAGCCAGUCCCUGCCUAAACCAGGCAGCCAUAGUUUGGCCAGAACCAGCACUACUCUUUUUAGUAAAUCCUUCGAACAGGUCAGUGGCAGUGUGGUCCCAAAUAACCACAGUGGUACAGAAGCAAACAGGUUUUCUGUAUGUAGCUUGCAAGAGGAGAACUUGAUUUUUGGAGGGGAAAGGACAGAACUUCCUCUUCCAAGCAAGCAGCCAAAUCAGCAGCGACCACCUAGCAUCAGCAUAACACUGUCAGCAGACUAACAGAACUUCAAUAAUUUCUCAGUAUAUAAAAAAGGAUUCAGUUGAUUUUACUACCAUUUAUUAUCCCUUUUCUAAAUAUUUCUCUUGAGCUGUCUUGAAAGGUUUCCCUUGUUUGAAAGCUGUGUCUAAACUGCA